Messenger RNA from Aureobasidium subglaciale EXF-2481, 1248 nucleotides. RefSeq lists its product as uncharacterized. Gene Ontology annotation, cellular component: mitochondrion. The record is from RefSeq and is a predicted model, not a curated record. Lineage: Eukaryota; Fungi; Ascomycota; Dothideomycetes; Dothideales; Saccotheciaceae. The coding region runs from base 1 to 1248 and encodes 415 amino acids. Gene Ontology annotation, molecular function: (S)-2-hydroxyglutarate dehydrogenase activity; (S)-2-hydroxy-acid oxidase activity. The transcript has a single exon.
AUGGCUUCUUUCCUACGCCAACAGAACGCACUACGAAUCAUUCUUCAACAUCCCUCACGACUUCGGACUUUCAGCAGCACUACCCCAGUCCAUGCAGAUUUCACCCAUGCAGUGAUAGGUGGAGGAGCCGUGGGCCUAGCCAUCGCAAGACGAUUGCAACAACACAGCCCUUCCACAUCUUCCACCGUGCUGAUUGAACAACAUGGCGCUGUUGGUACCGAGACCAGCAGUCGUAAUAGCGAAGUUAUUCACGCAGGUAUAUACUACGGUCACGAUUCGCUAAAGACAAAGCUAUGUGUUCAAGGCAAGAACAUGCUGUAUGAGUUGUGCAAGAAACACGAGAUUCCGCACAAUAAUUGCGGGAAAUGGGUUGUUGCGCAGGAUACCGUACAAGCAGAAGCAGUGGAGAAAGUUCAUGCGUUUGCAAAGAGCAUUGGCGUGCCGACGCGUUUUGUGAGCAAAGAAGAAGCAACACGGAGGGAGCCUGACGUUCGAGCCGAAACAGCAGUUCUGGAGUCACCCACCACUGGUAUCCUCGACAGCCAUGCUUACAUGACAUUUCUGCAUGGCUCGUUCGAGGAUGCCGGCGGUGACACAGCUCUGGGUGCCAAAGUCACGAGAAUAGAGGCUCCUAGCGCUACAUCGCCAGAUUGGAAGAUCUACACCGAAGAUCCCCAGGAUACCAAUGCAGAGACAGAACCUAUUACUGCGGAGGUGCUGGUCAAUUCUGCAGGAUUAUAUGCUUGCGACAUCAAUAACAUGAUUCUUCCGGAGGACCGCCAUGUGAAGCCUUUCUACGCCAAGGGUAACUACUUUAGCUACGCGACCUCAAGUCCCAAGCCUAGUGUACUGGUCUAUCCGGCUCCAGUACCAGGACAAGGUGGUCUAGGUACACAUCUAACCCUUGACAUGGGUGGCCGCGUCCGCUUUGGUCCGGAUGUAGAAUGGGUCGACAGUCCCAACGACCUCACUCCUACCUCCGACCCGUCCCGCUUUCAAGCCGCCCUUGCAGAUAUCAAGAAAUACCUACCUGGAAUCGACGAGUCGGCCGUGGCGCUGGAUUAUGCAGGUAUCCGGCCAAAGCUAGGCAAGAUGGGCGCUGUGGGUGCUGGCAAAGGCUUCCAAGACUUUUACAUCAAGAGGGAAGAGGGCUAUGAAGGGUUCAUCAACCUUCUAGGCAUAGAGUCGCCAGGAUUGACUAGUAGUCUUGCCAUCGCUGAAGAGGUUUAUCGCAUACUGUACCAGUAG